Molecule: messenger RNA, 3905 nt
Organism: Drosophila arizonae
Lineage: Eukaryota; Metazoa; Arthropoda; Insecta; Diptera; Drosophilidae
Gene: SMC1
Product: structural maintenance of chromosomes 1
Biological process (GO): sister chromatid cohesion
Cellular component (GO): nucleus; chromosome; cohesin complex
Molecular function (GO): ATP binding; protein binding; ATP hydrolysis activity
Source: RefSeq, a predicted model, not a curated record
AGUGAAUGGCAAUCUAAAAAAGAAGCUUCUUGGCGCAAGAAAAUCUUGGAAAAAAUAUAAAAAUAUAGUUUUUGUGUGUCUUAUUGUUGUGGUAUACGCUUGAAUAUAGCAACAAUGGCUGACGAAGAUGAGGAAAUGGGACAUAGAGGGUUAGUUACAGCUAAACACAAAGAGGGAGAAGAAACUGCAUUUCUUCAAUUCAUUGAAAUGGAAAAUUUUAAGUCCUACCGUGGCCACAUUGUUGUGGGUCCCUUAAAGCAAUUUAAUGCUGUUAUUGGACCCAAUGGCUCUGGCAAAUCUAAUUUCAUGGACGCAAUUAGUUUCGUAAUGGGCGAAAAAACAUCGAGUCUGCGUGUAAAGCGUCUGAACGAUUUGAUACACGGUUCAUCCAUUGGCAAGCCAGUGGCGCGCAGCUGCUAUGUGACGGCCAAAUUUAUUUUGGAUGGAGAGAAGCAUAUGGAUUUUCAACGCGCCGUAAUAAGCGGAUCCUCGGAGUACCGAAUAAAUGGCGAGAGCGUUUCAAGUAAUACUUACCUUAAUAAGCUAGAAAAACUGGGCAUCAAUGUGAAAGCAAAGAACUUCUUAGUGUUCCAAGGCGCCGUGGAAAACAUUGCCAUGAAGACGCCCAAGGAGCGAACGGCUCUUUUCGAAGAAAUUAGCGGAUCGGGUCUGUUAAAGGAUGAUUACAAUCGACUUAAGCAGGAAAUGAUUGUCGCCGAAGAGGAGACACAGUUUACGUACCAGAAGAAAAAAGGAAUUGCUGCCGAGCGGAAGGAAGCCAAACAUGAGAAAAUGGAGGCCGAACGUUAUACACGAUUACAAGAUGAAUAUAACGAAAAACAAGUGGAAUAUCAAUUGUUUCGCCUAUUUCACGUUGAAAAGGAUAUACAGAAGUAUGUUGCUGACUUGGAAGUGAAACAGCAAGAGCUAAAGGCAGUAGAGCAACGCAAAGAAGCUGCUGACGAGGUGCUCCGCGAGAAGAAAAAGGAAGCUGGCAAAUUAACACGCGACUUAGCUAAAAUUGAUCAGGAGAUACGUGAGUUUGAGACUCAGCUUAAUAAACGACGUCCAUUGUACAUCAAGGCAAAGGAAAAGGUGGCACAUUGCAAGAAGAAGUUGAUAUCGCUGCAAAAGACGUUGGAAACAGCUAGAGAGGCGGACAAUGCACAUCAGCAAGAUAUACAAAAGCUGGAAAAGCAAUUGAGUGACGUCGAGGCAUUAAAGAAGCGGUUUGAGGAUGAGAUUGAAAACGAGUCCCAGAGACGUGGCAAAAGCGUCAACAUGGAGGAAGGUCUCGUACAAGAAUAUGAUCGGCUGAAACAGGAGGCCGAAGCAACUGCUACACAAUAUCGUUCUGAGCUGGAUUCUAUUAAUCGUGAGCAAAAAUCCGAACAGGAUAUGCUUGAUGGUGAAACCAAUCGCAGAGCUUCCGUGGAGGAAUCGUACAAGAAGCUCUCAUUGCAGCGCGAAGAAGCAGUUAAGCGUAGAGAUAAACUGAUGGAUCAUAUCAAAUCGUCUCAAGCGGCACUGGAAGAACAGAAUCGUAUAAAGGAUGAGCUGCGACGUGAUGUGGGAAGCUCGAAAGAAAAAAUUGCUGAAAAACAGCGUGAGCUUGAGAAUGUGCGCGAUCAGCUGGGCGAUGCAAAGAGUGACAAGCACGAGGAUGCCCGUCGUAAAAAGAAGCAGGAAGUGGUUGAGCUCUUCAAGAAGCAAGUACCCGGUGUGUACGACCGCAUGAUUAACAUGUGUCAGCCCACACACAAACGCUACAACGUGGCCGUCACAAAGGUAUUGGGCAAGUUUAUGGAAGCCAUAAUUGUGGACACAGAGAAAACCGCGCGGCAUUGCAUUCAGAUAUUGAAAGAGCAAAUGCUUGAGGUGGAGACAUUCCUGCCACUGGAUUACCUGCAAGUUAAACCAUUAAAAGAGCGUCUCCGGAAUAUCAGUGAACCACGUAAUGUUCGCCUGGUGUUCGAUGUGCUCAAAUUCGAGCCACAAGAAAUUGAACGCGCUGUCCUGUUUGCCACUGGCAAUGCUCUGGUCUGUGAAACGCCAGAGGAUGCCAUGAAAGUAGCCUACGAAAUUGAUCGAUCACGUUUUGAUGCACUGGCGCUGGACGGCACAUUCUAUCAAAAGUCCGGUCUCAUCUCUGGCGGCAGUCAUGAUUUGGCGCGUAAGGCGAAGCGAUGGGACGAAAAGCACAUGGCGCAACUUAAAAUGCAGAAGGAGCGUCUUAAUGAGGAGCUCAAGGAGUUGGUGAAAAAGUCGCGCAAACAAAGUGAGCUGGCAACAGUUGAAUCGCAGAUUAAGGGCCUCGAGAAUCGUCUGAAAUACAGCAUGGUUGACUUGGAGUCAUCAAAGAAGUCCAUUAGCCAAUAUGAUAACCAAUUGCAACAGGUGCAAAGCCAGCUGGAUGAGUUCGGGCCCAAGAUUAGUGAAAUCGAGCGCCGGAUGCAGGACCGUGAAGAGCACAUACAAGAAAUCAAAGAGAAUAUGAAUAAUGUGGAGGACAAAGUAUUUGCCGACUUCUGUCGGCGACUAGGUGUCAAGAACAUUCGUCAAUACGAAGAGCGUGAGCUGGUAAUGCAACAGGAAAGGGCACGCAAACGUGCCGAGUUCGAGCAGCAAAUCGAUGGAAUCAACAAUCAGCUGGACUUUGAGAAGCAAAAGGACACGCGCAAGAAUGUUGAGCGAUGGGAGCGCAGCGUGCAAGAUGAAGAAGAUGCAUUGGAAGGCCUUAAAGCGGCCGAAGCGCGGUAUUUAAAGGAAAUGGAUGAAGAGAAGGAGAAAAUGGAAAAGUUCAAGCAGGAGAAGCAAGCCAAGAAGCAAGCUGUUGAUGACAUGGAAGAGGACAUUUCAAAAGCGCGUAGAGAUGUUGCGAACCUGGCUAAGGAAAUACACAAUAUUGGCAGCCAAAUGUCGUCAAUUGAAUCGAAAAUAGAGGCCAAAAAGAACGAGCGACAAAACAUUUUAUUGCAGGCCAAAACUGAUUGCAUUGCGGUGCCCUUGUUGCGUGGCUCUCUAGAUGAUGCAGUGCGACAAAGCGAUGUAGACAGCGUGGAGCCAUCGACAUCAACGAUGCACGAUAAUCUUAUUGAGGUUGACUAUCGAUCGCUUCCACGCGAAUUAUGCAAGCUCAAAGACGAUUCCGCCUUCAAGAAAACCAAUGAACAGUUGCAGAAGGAUCUGCAAAGCAAGCUAGAUGUUCUGGAGCGGAUACAAACACCAAAUAUGAAAGCGAUGCAAAAACUGGACCUAGUUACGGAGAAAGUCCAAUCUACAAACGAAGAGUUCGAGAAUGCCAGACGUAAAGCCAAAAAGGCCAAAGCGGCAUUCGAAAAAGUGAAGAACGAGCGCUCGUCACGAUUCGUGCAAUGCUGUCAGCAUAUAUCCGAUGCCAUCGAUGGUAUUUACAAGAAAUUGGCUCGCAAUGAAGCCGCUCAGGCAUACAUAGGGCCUGAUAAUCCCGAAGAACCGUAUUUGGAUGGCAUUAAUUACAAUUGUGUCGCACCCGGCAAACGUUUCCAGCCAAUGAGUAAUUUGAGCGGUGGAGAAAAGACAAUCGCUGCUCUGGCCCUACUCUUCUCUACGCACAGCUAUCAUCCAGCGCCAUUUUUCGUACUUGACGAGAUUGAUGCCGCUUUAGAUAACACAAACAUUGGCAAAGUCGCUUCAUACAUUCGAGAUCACACAACAAAUUUGCAGACUAUUGUCAUAUCCCUGAAGGAGGAGUUUUAUGGUCAUGCUGAUGCGCUGAUCGGCAUCACACCUGCGGAAGGCGAUUGUCUCAUAUCUAACGUCUACAUAAUUGAUCUAACUUGCUACGAAGACAAGUGACGUGCAGAUUUUAAGUAGAGUUAUGCAUAAGAUAUUUAUAAUCCAGAUCAUUUCAGACAACUACAAUU